Xiphophorus couchianus (Monterrey platyfish) is the source of this 5990-nucleotide messenger RNA. It is a transcript of the gene slc5a8, whose product is annotated as solute carrier family 5 member 8. The transcript is spliced from 17 exons. Gene Ontology annotation, biological process: propanoate transmembrane transport; sodium ion transport. Gene Ontology annotation, molecular function: organic acid:sodium symporter activity. Gene Ontology annotation, cellular component: extracellular exosome; membrane. Bases 233 to 2068 code for a protein of 611 amino acids. NCBI's taxonomy places the organism in Eukaryota, Metazoa, Chordata, Actinopteri, Cyprinodontiformes, Poeciliidae. The record is from RefSeq and is a predicted model, not a curated record.
CAUGCACACACACUCGCUCACAUAAAAGGUUUCGGUCUGUGGCCCUGCUCUCAGCUCAGUGUUGAGUGAGCAGGUGAUGUGCCAGGACUUCCAUUUAUCCACAGAGGACUGCCUGUUUCUCAACAAUAAUAAUUUUAAAAAAAAAAACCCACACACCUGGGAGGAGCUGAGUUGCUUUCUAAGCAGAUUGUUUAAAAAAAUACAAUAAAAAACAGAAAGAAAGAAAAAAAGAAUGUCAGGGAGCUCUGUAGCCGGCUCUUUUGCUGUAGCAGACUAUGUGGUUUUUGCGGUCAUGCUGCUGGUGUCCGCCGCCGUCGGGGUCUACUUCGCCUGGACGGACAGGAGACAGCGCAGCGCCGGGGACUUCCUGACAGGGGGCCGCAGGCUGACCGCGCUGCCCGUCUCCAUGUCCCUGUCUGCCAGCUUCAUGUCGGCCGUCACGGUGCUGGGGAACCCCGCCGAGGUGUACCGCUACGGAGCCAGCAUCGCGUUUUACGCCAUCUCCUACGUUGUCACAAUGCUGCUGACCUCCGAGGUCUUCCUGCCGGUCUUCUACAAGCUGAGCAUCACGAGCACGUAUGAGUACCUGGAGCUGCGUUUCAACAGAGCGACCCGUCUGAUGGGAACCAUGCUCUUCAUUGUUCAGACAAUUCUUUAUACCGGAAUUGUCAUCUACGCUCCGGCUCUCGCUUUGAACCAAGUGACUGGUCUGGAUCUGUGGGGCGCCGUUAUUUCAACGGGAGUGGUCUGUACCUUUUACUGUACAAUGGGUGGCCUAAAGGCAGUGGUGUGGACUGAUGUAAUUCAGCUUGGUGUCAUGCUUGCGGGCUUCCUCACCGUCAUCAUCCGGUCUGUAGUCUUACAAGGCGGAGUCAUCAACAUCAUCUCUGACUCACAGCAGGGAGGAAGACUAAAUCUUCUGGACUUUGAUCCAAACCCGCUGAGGAGACACACGUUUUGGACUCUGUCUAUCGGAGGGACAUUCAUUUGGCUCAGUAUCUAUGGAAUCAACCAGGCACAGGUUCAAAGAUACAUCUCCUGCAAGAGCAUGACUCAUGCCAGACUUUCCUUGUUCAUCAACUUGUUGGGGCUUUGGUCCAUUUUACUGAGCUCAGUGUUCGCAGGAAUGUGUCUGUUCUCAGUCUAUAAAAGUUGUGACCCUUGGACCACCGGACUUAUUUCUGCUCCUGAUCAGCUGAUGCCAUAUCUGGUGAUGGACAUCUUGGGCGGCUAUCCUGGCCUUCCUGGACUGUUUGUUGCGGCAGCUUACAGCGGUUCUCUGAGCACUGUGUCUUCCAGCAUCAAUGCACUUGCCGCAGUGACAGUUGAGGACAUCAUAAGACCGUACACCAACUUUUCGGAAAAGCGCCUGACGUGGCUAUCAAAGGGAAUGAGUUUUUUCUAUGGGAUUUUAUGCAUUGGAAUGGCGGGACUGGCCUCUUUUAUGGGAGGAAUCUUGCAGGCAGCCGUCAGUAUUUUUGGGAUCAUUGGUGGCCCUUUGCUUGGCUUGUUCACACUGGGGAUUUUAUGUCCACUGGCCAACUCUAAAGGAGCUUUAUCAGGCCUUUUGUCAGGUAUGGCGUUAUCUCUUUGGGUGGGCAUUGGAGCUCAGAUAUACCCUCCGUCCAAUGCCUUGAGUCAACCUCUACCUCUAUCCACCGAUGGAUGCAAUUUCACUACAGCCCAUGGCUCGAAUUGGACCUCCAGCGCUUUACCAAUCCAGAACUUCACAUCAGUGGCACCAGUGCACCACCAUGACAAGUCCGUGCUGACCGAACUGUACUCUCUGUCCUAUCUGUACUUCAGUCCAUUGGGAACCAUCACAGCGAUCGGCGUAGGACUGGUUGUCAGCGUCUUGACAGGAGGCUGCAACCUCAAAGUGGAGCCAAGGCUUAUCUUAAAGAAGGAAGACACAACCAUUUACCAUUUCAUCAAAAUGUUUACAGGCAGAAUCAAGCGUCGAAGUGGACAUCUGGACCUGAAGAAGGACAGAGAGAUGACCUUUGGCAAUGCUAAUCCCGCUUUUAGCGAUUUUGAGCUGGACCUUGCAAAAAGAGGACUUUCUUGAUAUAAAGAAACCAAUGUUUGGUCAACAAUUUGUUUAAUUAUUUUUGUCUAGUCUCAUCAAAAGGAAUGCCAGUAAAGAAUGAGAGAAUAUAUAGGAUUGGUAGCAACUGUAAUUAUAUUUGCUGAAAGCCUUGGUUUCCGGGGUUCUUUUGUACAAUUUAGAGAGCUUGUACCUUCCAUUUGUACAAAAUGUACAUAAUUCAAGCACUGUUUCACAGACUGGCCAAAGUGUUACAGCUUAGAGCAAGGGUCUCAAACUCCAGUCCUCAAGGGCCGCUGUCCUGCCAUUUUUAGAUGUGCCACAGGUACAAAACACUGGAAUAAAAUGGCUUAAUUACCUCCUCCUUGUAUAAAUCAGUUCUCCAGAGCCUUAAUGACCUAAUUAUUCUAUUUGGGUGUGGUGCAGCAGAGGCACAUCUAAAAGUUGCAGGACAGUGGCCCUUGAGGACUGGAGUUUGACACCGGUGGCUUAGAGAGUUAUCGCCAAACUAGUGCGUGUUUGAGAGAAACCAUACCUAUUCCUCAGCAAGCUUACUCAGUGUACCUGUCAAGAAGGCUUUGAUAAGGUACAAAAAUACUCUGUUGGACAGCUUGUUUCAUACUACUGCCAUUCAGACUAGGUUCUGUACACAAGGACUUCUGGUGACAUUAGGAGAUCGUCUGAAUGAACAGUUUUAUGUUGAUUGUGAGCAGACACACUGGGUAAAAACAAAAAGAAAGACCUGCCUAAGAACUGGGCAGGUUACAUAUAAACUUCUUUGCUUGUCUCCAGGUCUUGGUGAUCUAUCUAGAAUGAUCAUGUCACCUAUUGCAAUGUGUCCUCAGCAACCCUGUAAAGUGACAGGCCAGUUUGUCUUUCUUUAGCCCAAUGAAACCGUCUGCCAGAUAUGUUUUUGUGAUUCAAGACAUUUCCACUCUGUUAUGUAAUUUGAUGAUUGUACAAUGACUGAAUAUUCCAUAAAGGGAUUGAGAAACCCAGAUCAUCCUCACUCCCUUUAUAGGUUUACCUAAUGCGUUGAUGAACUCAAAAGAAUAACCAGCUCUCCAACAGCAGGAGUGUACAGGUGUGUUUUAUCACAACCCCAAGUUGGGAAGAACAUCUGCAUUGACCUUUGCCCUUAGAUCAAAUGGAUAUCUCAAUGCAGAUGAUUUUUUCCCUUCAUAAUCCCAUCUAGUUUGUGAAGUGCACUAAACCUUCCUGCAACAAAACACUCCACUGGUUUACCUUAAAGAACUGACAUAUUUGUAGAGAGAAAUCUCAAUUUAAAUAUUCUUGGUAUCUGGAUAUUGACUUCUAAGAGCCAAUAUAUAUUUUUUGUUCUCCACUUUCACACACAAAUAGUCAUUUCAUUCAUGAACUGAGGUAGGGCUGAGAGAGCAGAUUAUGAGGUGAAUGGCGCCAUCUGCUGGAUGAUAACGACUCUGCAACAACCAAGUUUUUAAAAUUUAUUUAUUUUUUUAUGGAUGGAACUUCUUUACAUGCCAUAAAUUAGAAUUAGCCACGACAACCACCAUAACUGUAAAAUCAUGCUUGUUUCAUUUAGGUAGCACUCUGAUCCGUUGCUACUUCUAGAUAAAAUAUUUUGGAAUAAAGUUUUACCCCCAAAAUAAAAAAAACUUUUUGUUGCAUAUCUCAAUCCAAUAAUACACCCAGUAACUUCUUCCCUAAACGUAGAUUUAUUCUCAACCAUAAAAUCUCCCUAAACCUUGACUUUAUUUAUUUAUUUAAAUAUUUAGCUUAAUUUUGGUUGCUGACCAAAUGUCAUAAUUGGUCCUGGUUGUGUAUUUGGGAGAAAUCAGAAAUUCAAUUUAAGCUAAAUCCCAGGCUAAGCCAUCCUGUCCCUAAAAAGUUCACAAAUAGGGAAAUUAAAAACAAUAAAUCACCUAAACAAGCUAAAAAAAAAAUCUGAUAACUCAUAAAUUGCAUUCAUGAGAUAAAGGAAUAAAAUACAUAGGUAUAUGAUAAAUAUUUAGAAGUUUUUUUUGUUAUUUUUUUACCUCCAAAGGGUUAAUUUUCAACAAACAUGAGUGUCAUGAAUCAGACUACAGCUCAGAUAACUCAUUUUGCUGCCAAUUUGCAAACACUGGCUGAAUUUGUUUUGAAUUUUAUUUAUAAUAAAUACCAAUAAAUCAUGCAUAUCCUGUCAUAUUGUUCCUGAAUGGAAUAAACAACUGCUGAUCUUCAACAGAUGUGUCAACCCCCCCCUUUAAAAAAAAAAAAGAAACACAAGUUACACCAGGAUUUAGUUGCAUGGCUCAGUGUUUACAGCUUGUUUGUCCUCAGAGUGCAAAGAAGGAACUGUGGAAUAAAUUCAAAUUUAGAAAAUUUGAAACCAAGAUCCCCGCCCCCCUCAAAGCCACAUUUCAGGACCCCACCACAGAAACAUGGCCAGGUUCCCCUUUACAUUUGCUUGCUCCUUCUCGUGGACCAUGUGGAAUGUCGAAUGGGACAUUCAGAGCUCUUCCGCACACCAACACAACAUCACUAAGCUGUGCGCAUGCAAAUUAUUACCAGCAACAUGUCUGGUUCAGUUUUGUAACUUCUGCUUUGGCGCUACAAUUGUGUGCUGUUUUACAAUUUGACAUUUACAUCAACACGAGAGGGAAAAGGGACAUCCUUUUUCAAAUAGGGAAGUGCAUUAAAAAGCUGGCUCCAUGUUGCAAAUUAUUGGCUUGUUGGUUAAUACACUGCCCUGUAAAAGUGUUCAUGCUCCUUGAGCUUUUCCACCUGAACUAGACCAAAGAAAAGUAGUGCAUCAAUGUGAAUCAAAGAAAUAAUUUCGUGCUAGAAACACAACAGGUCAGGGGUAAAGUUGUUGAGGUGUUUGAAGCUGGGCUUAGUUAUGAAAACACAUCAUAAGAUAUGAACAUCUUACAAAGCACAGCUUAAACCCGUCAACUGAAUAUGGCAACAAUACCCAGAAAUGGCCAUACAAGGGCAAAGAGAUAAUUUUUCAGAGAAUCGCAGCCUUGAGGCCCAUAACUGGAGGAGCUGCAUGGACACACAGCUCAAAAAGAGAAUCUGUCGAGAGGAAAGCAGUCAGUCAUGCACUGGGCAAAUGCAGCCUCUAUGGAUGAGUUGUGAGAAAACUGUAAGAAGAUCACCAAGAAGUUUGCCACGAGCUCUAAAGAGGAUAAAGAAAGCAUGGUGUUCUGGUUCGAUGAGACCAAAAUUUAGUUUUUGUUCCUAUAGCCAAAACUCCGUGGCAUUAAACGACCACUGCAGGACAAUGCUAUCCUGGCCAUAGCAUUGCUUGAGUUGUGGCAGUGGUGCGCAGUGCAGAGAUGGAACAGGGAAGAUGGUUAAGAUUAACCUUGAGAACCCCUGCCCCCCCCCCCCCAAAAAAACCCUAUAAAAUCUACAAAAAAUUACAUUUGGAUUGAAUUUAAAUGAAAACCACCAUUUUGAGAUUUUUGUUUGUAAAAACAUAUCACCUUCCUUCACACUUGUGCACAAAUUUCUAUCAAUCUCGUGAAAUCCAGAGAAAAUCAGUUGAAGAUUUGUGUUGCCAUGUGACAAAUGACAGCAGUUUGCAUGGCAUUAAUACUUCUGCCAGGCAUUUCAGCUGGGAGGAAAGAAGAGAGAUUAAAAUAGACCGAAACAACUGAAGUACUGCAUCAUUAAUUCCAUAUUCCAGGUGUGUGAGCGUCUUUUGAGGAUGGAUUUCCUAUGGCCAGAAACUUCCAUUAUGGCUUUGUUAAAACCUUCUCCCUUCCAGAAGCCUGGUUGAUUUAUAAAUGGUGGUAUUAGGCUAAUGCACUGACACGUGUAUGAAUGUUAAAUUUACACUGGGAUGCAGAACGCAUUUCAUUGCAGAAUAGGCUACUUUAUUUGUGCAAAGAUCCAUGCAUCCCUUUUUGGGACAUACAAAAGUGUAUUCAAUUGAAAACUGUGGGAGCCACAGAAAGAAAUAAAGUAAAAA